UCUGGUGGAUCAGAAGACUUUUCUUUACUAUGACUGUGGCAGUGCCAAGGCCAAACCCACGGACGUCCUUGGGGGGAAGGUGAAGAGCACCAGGAUCUGGGAAGAGCAGUUAGAAACGCUGGCAGAUUUGGGCAACAGGUUCAAACAGGAACUGCUUGACGUUAAACUAGAGAACUGUACAUCCCCAGCUCCCCUCAUGCUGCAGGCCAUCAUGACCUGUCACCAGAGAGCUGGUAGACACUUCAGUGGGGCCUGGCAGUUUCAGUGCAAUGGACAGACUUCAUUCCAUGUUGACUGGAACCAAAGAAAGUGGACAGAGGUCUCUCCCGGAUCGAGGUGCAUGAAGAAGUGGAAGAAUGACAGGGAGCUGUGCCUCUUCUUAUACCGGACAUCAAUGGAGGACUGUGGGACAUGGUUGAGUUUAUGGAACACUGGAAGGAAAGUCUCGAGACCAGAGCACCAGCCACCACCCCAGCUGUAGCAGGAUCUAGUUCCAAGGCCACCAUGCUGAACCCCUGCUCCCUGCUGCUGAUCCUGUCCUGCUC
This is a messenger RNA of Chinchilla lanigera (long-tailed chinchilla), 545 nucleotides long. RefSeq names its product retinoic acid early transcript 1L protein-like. The record is from RefSeq and is a predicted model, not a curated record. The transcript has 3 exons. NCBI's taxonomy places the organism in Eukaryota, Metazoa, Chordata, Mammalia, Rodentia, Chinchillidae. Gene Ontology annotation, biological process: antigen processing and presentation of endogenous peptide antigen via MHC class I via ER pathway, TAP-independent; antigen processing and presentation of endogenous peptide antigen via MHC class Ib; positive regulation of T cell mediated cytotoxicity. The coding region runs from base 197 to 481 and encodes 94 amino acids. Gene Ontology annotation, cellular component: external side of plasma membrane.